Messenger RNA from Anopheles arabiensis, 2196 nucleotides. Its product is annotated as peroxisomal acyl-coenzyme A oxidase 3-like. Gene Ontology annotation, biological process: fatty acid beta-oxidation using acyl-CoA oxidase; lipid homeostasis. The record is from RefSeq and is a predicted model, not a curated record. Gene Ontology annotation, cellular component: peroxisome. NCBI's taxonomy places the organism in Eukaryota, Metazoa, Arthropoda, Insecta, Diptera, Culicidae. Bases 5 to 2089 code for a protein of 694 amino acids. Gene Ontology annotation, molecular function: pristanoyl-CoA oxidase activity; fatty acid binding; FAD binding. The transcript has 3 exons.
GAAAAUGGAAGGCCUUUUACAUGAUGAGAAUCUGUUCAGCCCCCUUCCAAAGCACGGACCAUUAGCACCCUAUCGCCGUGCGGCCACGAUCGACUGGCGCAAGAUGCGCCUUACCUUUACCGAUCAGCACGAGCUGGAGCUGCAGCACCGGCUGUAUCGCUUGUUUCGCACCAGCGAACCCUUCAUACGGGGCCGCACCGUUCGCGACCAAUCGACGGACGAGCGACGCCGUUUAGCCAUGGUGCAGCUCCACCACCUCCAGCGCGCACGUCUAUUCCACUACGAAACGUUCAUCGAGCGGCCCGCUCUUGCGUCCAUCUAUUACGCAACGAUCGCCGAGUACGACAUGGCGCUGCUGGUGCGCCUUACCGUCAACUAUCUCUUCUUUACCGGCGCCAUACGCAUGUUCGACGAGCCUAGCGGACGGCUAGCACACGUGAUCGAGCAGGCGGAAGCCGGCCACAUUGCCGGUUCGUUCGCGCUGACCGAGGUAGGCCACGGGACGAACGCACGGGCCAUACGAACGCGCGCGACCUACGACCCGGCGCACCGGGAGUUCGUGCUCGAGACGCCCGAUUUCGAAGCCGCCAAGUGCUGGGCGGGCAAUUUAGCAAAAAGCUGCACGGACAUGAUCGUGUGGGCCCAGCUGUACACGGCGGAUGGCGCGUGCCACGGGGUCAGUGCGUUUGUGGUGCCGAUCCGCGACCGCUACACGCUGCAACCGCUGCCCGGUCUGUUGGUGGGCGAUCUGGGUGAGAAAGCGGGCCUGAACGGGGUCGACAAUGGGUUUGUGCUGUUCCGGGGGUAUCGCAUUCCGCGCGAAAAUCUGCUAGCGCGGUUCGGUGAUGUGAAUGAGGCGACGGGUAGGUUUGAGUCGACCGCUAAGAGCGCCACCGAACGGUUCGCCCUUUCGAUGGGUCCGCUCGUGAUUGGGCGGAUUAACAUCUGUACCGUGUCGCAGACGCUGCUUGCCAAGGCGCUCACGAUCGGCAUACGCUACUCGGCCGUGCGGUGUCAGUUCGGGCCGACCGGCGACGACCGGGAGCUACCGAUACUGGAGUACCAAUCGCAGCAGUACCGGCUGCUGCCCCAUCUGGCCACCUGCGUGGCGCUGAAGCUGUUCCAUCGCUGGUUCGCACGCGCGUCGGGCGAUGCGCAGGUGCGCAUGCUGCGAGCCGCACCGAUCGAGAGCGAGCUGCUGCUCGAGGUGCACAUUGUUGCGUCCGCCGUCAAGCCGAUCUGCAGCUGGGCGGCCCGGGACGGCAUACAGGAUGCGCGGGAAGCGUGUGGUGGCCACGGGUACCUUCGGCUGGCCGGGCUGGCCGACUUGCGGGUAGACAACGACGCAAACAUCACGUACGAGGGCGAAAACAAUGUGCUGCUGCAGCAGGUCUCGCAGCAGCUGGUCGCCAUACGCAGCAAGGGCGAGUACGGUGCGUUCGCGCUGAUGUCUCCGCUUGGUUCGAUGACGUUUUUGGCUGAGUACGAGCAGAUAAUGCAGCAGCGACACGAGCGCAUUACGGUGGAGCAGAUUGAGGAUCCGAAAGUUAUACUGAACGCACUGAGUUGGUUGACGGCCUACACACUAGAACGCACCUACCGACGAGCGGAGGGACUACUUAAGCGGGGCGACAGCAAAUUCGACGUCCGCAACGAUACGCAGAUUUUCUACGCUAAAGAUCUUGCCAUCGUUUUUGGAGAGCGCAUAAUAUUCAACGCAUUCUGUACCUUCCUCGACACGAUGGAACAAGGACCGGAACGAACCUAUCUCACGCGUUUGGCCCAACUGUACGGCGCGACACUGUUACUAAAGCAUAUGGCCACCCUUCAAAGUGCUGGCUACCUCACGGUCGACGCUUUACCAUUGGUCCAGGAAUCGAUACUACGCCUGCUGCCCAUCGUUAAGCAGGACGCGGUGGCCAUGAUCGAUUCGCUGGCACCGCCAGACUUUGUGCUCAAUUCACCGCUCGGUGCUGCCGACGGGAACGUUUACGCACGCAUGGAGUCGGAGCUAAUGGCGGGCCAGGAUGUGACCGGGCGUGCCAACUGGUGGCACGAAAUAUUAACACCCACUUCGGCAAAGCUGUAAAGCGAAUACAAUUCGAUGGAAACAUGUGGGAAUAUGACGGAAAGUACAUCCAAAGCAACAGUUUUCAUAGAAGGAACAAGAUAAAGACAAUCGCGCUGUUUUUCAUA